Eremomyces bilateralis CBS 781.70 is the source of this 1260-nucleotide messenger RNA. RefSeq names its product methylglutaconyl-CoA hydratase. The transcript has a single exon. Gene Ontology annotation, biological process: fatty acid beta-oxidation. Gene Ontology annotation, molecular function: enoyl-CoA hydratase activity. Bases 77 to 1015 code for a protein of 312 amino acids. Lineage: Eukaryota; Fungi; Ascomycota; Dothideomycetes; Eremomycetales; Eremomycetaceae. Gene Ontology annotation, cellular component: mitochondrion. The record is from RefSeq and is a predicted model, not a curated record.
UAUUCUAUUACUCCGUUGUAAACCAGGGAGCAAACUUAGCACAAUCAUUGCAGCAAUUGGUUUCCCCAAAAUCAACAUGGCAAGCCUAUUCAGUUCCAAAGCCGCCCUUCCAAGGCUGGUAUCAUAUUCCACUCGAGUCUCUGUCCCCAUCUCCCGCUGCAGAUGCACCGGCAGAGCCUACUCGACCGCCGAACCGCCAUUAUUGACAACCAGCAUUCCGGCUCCGCACAACGGCCGCAUCCUCGUCCUCUCCCUCAAUCGUCCCUCCGUUCGAAACGCCCUCUCCGUCGCCCUCGUCUCCUCCCUCAACUCCACCCUCGCCGAAAUCCACUCCGAGGGCGCCUCCGGUCCCACACGCGCGGUCAUCGUCGCCUCGAACGUCGAUAGCGCCUUCUGCGCCGGCGCAGAUCUCAAGGAACGGCAAUCGAUGAACACCGACCAAGUGCAGGAGUUCCUGGCGAACCUCCGCGGCAGUCUGAAGGCGUUGGAGGCGCUGCCCAUCCCGACCAUUGCGGCGGUGUCGGGAACCGCGCUGGGCGGCGGGUUGGAGGUGGCGCUGUCGACGACGAUGAGGAUAUUCGCGUCCACGGCGACGGUGGGGCUUCCGGAGACGCGGCUGGCGAUCGUACCCGGCGCGGGCGGAACGUAUCGGUUGCCGAAUCUCGUCGGCAUGAGCCGCGCGCGAGAGUUGAUCUUAACCGGGCGGAGGAUCUCUGCUCCGGAAGCGUAUUUCCUUGGCCUCUGUAAUCGGCUCGUGGAAGUGCUUCCCGAAGAGGGUGAGAGCAUGGAGGAUUUGUCACGACGGGCGAGGGAGACGGUGCUCCAGGAAGCCGUCGGGAUGGCAAAUGAGAUCUGCGAAGGGGCCCCAACGGCGGUACGCUCUGCACUCAAGGCCAUUGGCCGAGGCGAGGACGCCGAGAACGCCGCAUAUAAUGAAAUCCUGACGACGGAGGAUCGAAUUGAGGCGCUGAAAGCGUUCGCGGAGAAAAGAAAACCGGUAUAUAGAGGCAAAUAGGGUAUGUUUUGCCGAAUUCAUAGCGACGCGGUCUUUCGCCGAUCAAUCCGUUCCAUGCUUGGUCUAAUCGCGAUCGACUCGCAUGAUUCUUGCCUUUUGCUCCGGCGAAAAGAUGAUGUGACCUUCCUGUAGAGCUUGGAUGAGUAUAGGAAGCGACUUGGCUGAAAAGUCGGUUGCGUUCCGCAACUUGUCGAGGUCGUCCGAAAGUUCGGUCGUUACUUGACGCAGGUAGAAUGGAACAAAUU